Molecule: messenger RNA, 2476 nt
Organism: Chara braunii
Lineage: Eukaryota; Viridiplantae; Streptophyta; Charophyceae; Charales; Characeae
Source: the annotation of a GenBank genome assembly
UCCGGCAAAAAAAGGCUCGGAUCGGAAAGCUUCUUCCUCUGCUUCGACCUCCCGUCGCUCUGGUCAAGCUCAAGGAGGCCGGGGCGAGGAAGAAGUAUCCAUGAAAGAGGUCGCGGCCCAACUAGUUACGGUAGUGGCCCCGUUGAUGGAGUUUGUUCAAAGUUUGCAGCGGCAACGCAUAGCCGCCGCACAACGGCAACAAGCGGUUAUCGCCGCCAGGGCCCCUAUGAUAAGACCGGCCGUGGUCGGGGCUGUCCCGCCCCUACGCUGUUAUAAUUGUAAUCAGCCGGGCCACCUUGCGAAAGAUUGUCCGAAACCUCGAACUCAGAGUGGACCCGCGGGUCCCACCGAACCUUCCCAAAUCCCGCUGGCUGCUCCAACCGCUGCAGGACAGGGGAGGGUAGCCACAGUAAUGGAUACUGGAACGACGGAGAUGGUGACCCCUGCGGCCACCGAGAUAGGACCCGAUGAGUAUAUGGCGGCGGCGAUGUUCGAACCCGGGACCAUCGGAGUGAUACGUCACGUCCAACGGAUUACCGAGGAAAGCGACCUCGGGCCAUGGCGACCAGGGUUUGAAGAUCUUGCGGCACCUGGUCCUGAAUACAAGGAUGGCCAUAUCGACGUAUUGGAUGCCUUGAAGGCUCUGGAUCUACGGAUCCCCGCGAUAUCGGCGGUGCUGACUCAGCAGGGAACGGACGGAAGGGAGCACGUCAUUGAGUAUGCGUGUAAGACGCCGAGCCAGGCGCAGUCUAAUUACGAAGCAUGCAAAGGGGAAUGCCUGGGAGUGGUGUGGGGGAUUGAACAUUUCCGACCGUAUCUUUACGGCCAGAAAUUCGUGCUGUGCGUUAGGUACCGAAGUGAAAAGACAUGGGUCUGUCCCAAUUGUAGAACGGACCAAGUCCCUACCGAGAAGCGGUAUCUGAACGCAAGAACAGCCGACGGAUUUGCGCCCAGUGCUCGCAGGGCAGAAGUCUGUACGGACCUCCUGUUGUUAAGGAGACUGACAGGCGACUCGCUGACAGAACUAACCAAAGCCGAGCGGCGGCGAGUCAUGGAGCGGGCGCACGAUUAUCGCUGGCAGGGAUCGACGUUACAAAAACGAAAAAUUGAGGAUGACGGAGGGCUUAGCUGGUUGACGGUUCCGCACCGUUUAGCUAGAUUCGAAAGGACCCGAGCCGCUCAUGAAGAGGAUGUGGUCCACUUCGCGGUCAAAUACACGAAAAAGGCUAUCGAAAAGAAUGGAUGGUACUGGUCGGGAAUUCGGGAAGAUGUGAAAUACAUCGUCCAGAAUUGCCCGGCCUGCGCGGCGGACAAGGCGCCGGUACAGACGCCUCGGACGAUGGUGCCUACUCGAGUAGAGCGCCCCUUUCAGAGGGUUAGUAUCGACACGACGGAUAUCAACGUUCCGAGAGGUCCCGUCGAUCAGGGAGAGCUCAAUGUUCUUUUAGUGGCCGUCGAUCAUUUUUCGAAAUGGAUCGAGGCGUACCCCAUGACCUGCCGGAAUUCACAGGAGGUAGCCUGGUACAUAAACCGAUUUUUGUGCAUGCAUCUAGACGUAGAAGAGGUACACAUAGACAAUGGGUCGGAAUUUCAAGGCGAAGUAGAACGUCACCUACUCAGGGCGGACGUUAGGAUUAUCUACUCGCCGGGGCAUUGGCCUCAAGCCAAUGGCCUGGUAGAGAAUGCCAACCGAUUGAUUAAGACCGCUCUUAGACGAAAUAUCACUGCGGGAGACACCCGGCCCUGGCCUGUCAUUGUCGACCACAUCUUGGCCGUCUAUAGGGCUACCCCACACGGUAGUACAGGGGUGUCCCCCUUCCAACUGAGAACCAAUAGUGUCCCUCGGGUGCAGUUGUCCCCCUUGGUAGGUACGGAAGUUAGAGCAACACAGGCCCACUACAUGGACUUAAUGGCUAGGGCCUAUCCCCCAUUAGCUCGUCGUCGACAGCGGGCCGUAGAUCGGACGCAUCAACGGCAGAUCCGCGACUACGAGAACCGACAUGCGUCCGCGGGACCACUACCUCGCUAUAAAGUUGGGGACUUGAUGCCGGUACGGAAAUCCGCGCACUCCUCCAAGAUCCACCCACGCUACACAAGCAUUUACGAGGUGACGGAAGUUGGCGCACGAGGCCAGCACUUCGUGAAGCUGGUUCCCAGGCACAACUCGCAAGGCCGCCCGCUGACGAGGCACGCUGCUGCUCUCCGGCCUUUUCGGCCAUCGCUGGAUCUCGUGCGGCCACCUAUCCUGCCCGAAUCAUCUUCUUCGUCCCUCUCUAGCGCUCCUUCGUCCUUGCCUCCUUCUCCCCCUUCUCUCCGAUCGGCGUCGUCGGCAUCCGCGGAAGACCUUCCCUCACAGGAUGAACCAUUGCCAACAGGAGCAUGAACUGCUCGAGCACUUCCAGCCACCCAUCUCGGACGCUCUUCUCCGGAACCGGUUCAACGACGAUCGGCAGCUGCGCUUCGACAUUUAGCAAGU